AUGUCAUCUGGGAGUGUUCCUGGUUCUUCUGGAGAGACCAUGAUUUACUACCUCCUUGCUGGUGUUGCUGCUUUUGGUGGUUUAUUUUAUGCCUACAGAAUAGUCAGUUCAUCCCGCAGCAAGUAUAUUGAACAUUUGAAUAUUCUUCAGGAGAGAGCUGAGGGGCGGAAAGACAAACCUUGGUCAAGCAAGGGUGAUGAAGAAGAGACGGCUGAAGUCACUGAAGCAGAGACAGUCACGGAAGAGGCUGAUGCAGUAGCUGCUGCUGGACCUGCAGCACAGGAUGAGAAUGCUGGGCUAUCCCCAGAAACUGGAGGGGAGAAUGACUUACCAGCUCCAGAUGCAUCCCCUGCUGUCGAGGAAGCACAGCAGGAAGCUGCUGCUAAUUUGGAAGUUGCUGCUAAUUCAGAAGCUGCUGCAGUGCAAGGUUAA
Molecule: messenger RNA, 432 nt
Organism: Haliaeetus leucocephalus (bald eagle)
Lineage: Eukaryota; Metazoa; Chordata; Aves; Accipitriformes; Accipitridae
Gene: MGARP
Product: mitochondria-localized glutamic acid-rich protein
Exons: 3
Coding region: 1-432 (143 amino acids)
Biological process (GO): anterograde axonal transport
Cellular component (GO): mitochondrial outer membrane; mitochondrion
Source: RefSeq, a predicted model, not a curated record